Molecule: messenger RNA, 3288 nt
Organism: Triticum aestivum (bread wheat)
Lineage: Eukaryota; Viridiplantae; Streptophyta; Magnoliopsida; Poales; Poaceae
Product: zinc finger BED domain-containing protein RICESLEEPER 2
Exons: 5
Coding region: 963-3014 (683 amino acids)
Molecular function (GO): DNA binding; protein dimerization activity
Source: RefSeq, a predicted model, not a curated record
AGGUGUGGGAAGAGUACAAGCCUAUAUAUAUAAAUGGAGUGAUCCAGAGUGCGGAAUGCCACUACUGCCAUACUCUCAUGAGCUGCAAAGGUGCUGAUGGACGUUCCAACGGAACGAGCCAUUUAUGGCGACAUCAUAAUAAUUGUCGAGCAAAAGAGGGAUUUGACCUGAGUGAGCUGCAUGAUACAGACUUCCCUUAUGGUUUGCACGCAUGAGCGCCACAAAAGGGACGAGCUGCUCCAGGCUCCAGUGACUCCGCCACUGCCGCUGUUUUCCCCAAGACCAGCAGCCUCUCCUCCCGACGGCAACCAUGCUCAAGUAGGGAGCAUGGCAUCUGGGAGCGCCGCCGCCGGUAGCCAAUCGUCCGUGGGUGAGAGUGAAGAGCUCCUAUUUAUCAUGUUAUUAGUGGACUGUGUUAUGCUGUCAUGUUGUGUUUACUGUCUAGUGUGUACUACGGUUUAUUUUUGUAAUACCGCGUCACGUUGGGAGCUUGAGAUUGCCAAACCAUACUGCACUUGGGAGCCAAAUACAUUGGACAUUUGGAAAGCAAAUGUCUUUACUGUUUUCAUGUUCUGUACCACUGAAGGUUAUGUCUUCUUAAGUUUCUAAUACUAGCAUUUGAUGUAUUUUGCAAGUUGCAAUGACAUGGGCCUGGAGGAUCAAUUAAUUCAAUCAUUGAGCACUUGAAAAAGGAGACAGCAAAUGGGGCAGUAUUCUGAUCUCAUCUCAGUUUCUCAUUAAUUUUUUGUCUUUAACUCCUUAUUACAUGGUGUAUUUUUAAUUUAUAUAUUCUCCGUAUUCCGGUGUGGCUGUUUUUGGAAAAUGCCGUAUCCCGUGUCCCCGUAUGCGUAUCGCCGUGCCUCAUAUCCGUGCUUUUUAGCAUAAGAUUUGGAUCUUUAUUAUCAUUAGGUGUGAAUGACAUUGAUCCACUGAACCAGAUUCUUCCAGAGCCACUUGAUGACAUGAACUUGGUAAAUCAUAGUGAGAACGACAGAUUGAGAUCGAAGGUAUGGAUGGACUUUACACCUGUCUAUGUUGAGGGGAGAAUCCAGGGUGCUGACUGUGUCCAUUGCCACACACGACUUAGUGCAGAAAAAAGUACAGGCGAUUUAAACCAGCACACUCAGACUUGUUCAGCACGGGCUGGAACUAGUGUAAAUCAUCAGAAAGGUGGGCUUUUCUCGUCCAGUGUACCAAUUUUUAAAUCUAGGGUGAAGGAUGAACUUUUACCUGCCUUGACAAAUGGUAAAGUUCAGAUUGCAGAAUAUGCUAGCAGGUUCCACUUGGGUUAUAAUUCUGGUGACAGAACUUGUCAAAAUCAGCACAUUCUGGCUUUCCCAGCAGACAACAUGAUCCCAAUGGAACAAGAUAAGUCGUCUGCUCGUACUCCAGAUAUCAAGAUCAGGAAAUUUGAUCAAGAAGCAUCUUAUCUAGAGCUAACUAGGAUGAUAAUAAUGCAUGGCUAUCCCCUGUCAGUUGUGGAGCAUGAAGAAAUGAAAAGAUUUGCGAAGGGCCUUAACCCUGUGUUUAACAUGGCUUCAAGCCUAGAUAUGGAAGAAUAUUCAACUCUGCUGUUUCAGAAAGAGAAGUCUGACCUUAAGGAGAAAAUUGCACUUUCGUCAAGGCGAGUUUCGUUAUCAGCAAGUGUGUGGGUCCCUCAUGGAGCUGAGCCCACAAUAAAGUACCUGUGUUUGACCGCGCAUUUUAUUGAUUCUGAAUGGAAGCUUCAAAGGAGAAUAAUCAAGUUUGGUGUGCUUUGGUCCUCACCUUCUAAUUUGGAAAGGAUGAUACACUGUAAGGAAGCUUGUGUGCUAGAAUCUGAGGUUGGGGCGUAUAAUGUCAUAUUGGAAGCUAUAAGAGAGUGGAAUAUUGACAGGAAGCUUUUCUGCUUGACAUCUGUAAGCGAAAUAAGAAACAGUGGAAGUAUCUCAAAGCUGAAGGACAUGCUUAUACAGAGGAACUGUCUUCCUAUUAGAGGUGAGCUAUACAAUAUUGCUUGUGUGGAUGAUAUGCUUGACAGCGUUCUUUCGAAAGGGCAAUCAUUGCUUUACCGUGUCGGUGAUCUGCUAGAGAGAUUUAUUCAAGCAUGUGCAUCUUCAUCGCUGACUCAGCAGCAACUUUUGGAAGUUGCUAACGAUGUUGGUAUGAAGUGCCCCCAUGAAGAUGCAAAGUGGUGGCAUAAAAUUUACUUUAGACUUGAGGUGCUUUUGCAUUUCAAGAAGUUACUUCCCUCUGAAGAAUUUGUAUCUGUGGAAGAAAUGAAAAUUGUUGAGCCUAUCUAUAAGAUUUUGAGGGUUUUCUAUCGAGUCGUUGAAGUAAUGUCUGGGCCUGUUUGCCUGACAGCAAAUCUGUACUUCCAUGAAGUAUGGAAAGUUAGGACGAUUUUGCAAGAAGAAGCAUGUAAUGAACACUCCGACGUUGCUAGCAUGAUUAGAGAGAUGCAGGAAGCAUUCAAUGAAUAUUGGGCAAAGUCAUACUUGUGGUUGUCAGUGCCUGUUGUUCUUGAUCCGAGAUUCAAAAUUACUUUUAUCGAGUUCCGUCUUAAACGAGCUUUUGGCACUGAUGCAACAAAGUAUGUAAAUGAUGUAGCUGAAAUAGUGAGGGAAUUGUUUCAUGAAUAUUGCACCCCUGUGGAUCAGCCGAAUGUUAAGACUUCAAAUUGCGAAGUUCACAAUGUUGAAAUAGAUGGAUUUGACAGUGAUUUAUUGGAAGAUUGGGAUCAGCAUCUUACUGCACAGACAAGGAGUCAACUAUUGUCGGAGCUUGACAGCUAUCUUGAAGAUGGUCUUCUUCCACGGAAGGAUGAUUUUGAUAUUCUAAACUGGUGGAUGAGUCAUUCUUCAAAGUAUCCAACCCUCUCAAAAAUGGUGCAGGAUGUCUUGGCAAUGCCAUCAUCCGCUGUUCACUGCCAGGCAGCAUUCAGCAGUGAGAGCCCAGUAAUUCAUAAGCAAUGGAGCACAUUAAACAUCAAGACAAUUGAAGCACUUGUGUGUACCCGAGAUUGGAUUAGCUAGGCUCCAUGUUAUGCUACAGAAUGCUCUUCAUGGAGAGAAGGCUAUGCGUUGUACAAAUACCCAUUCUUCUUCUAACAUUGGAGGAUGCUAUUGCUAGGACGACUUACUAACGAACCAUUCUAUUUGCGUGCCGGACAUAGUUUCACAGCGUCUCAAACGUUUCUGCAUUCCUCUCCCAAACAAAUGUACACAUCGGCUCAUCGCAGAAGCUUGUUCUUGGGGUGUAUCAUGCUAUGUUGUUUCCUGUGUUUAGACCCGGGGCUCCUCCUGCCCA